UCAAUCUUUUUCAUACAAAGGAAAACAAAUUGUAAGAUGGCAAAAGCUUCUUUGUGCCUAUCAAUAUCAUAAAUCUCUCUCUAUAUCUCUUACCUCUUUGCCAACUUGGCCUCUCCUUUCCCUUUCUUCUCCAAAUGAAUUACUUUCUAUAAAAUCUUUAUUAUCUAUAAAUACAUAAACGUUUCCAAUUUCCCUCUUAAAUCCCCAAAUCAAUUAUUUUUUCUUUGAUACAAGAUAACAAAUAAAAGGCAUAGAACUCAACGACACCGUUUUCAUCGCUCUGUCUUCUUCAUUCACCAUUGAAGCGUCAAAAACUGUAACAAUGAAGACGACGACGCAGCUUCUCGAUCUAACGGCGGCUAUGGUUCUUCUCAUCUACGUGACUUUCUCUCCGCCGCUCGUUUCCGGCGACCCAGGGCGGAGCGUUAGCAUGACUCUGGUUCGAGACGCCGCUGCUCUCGGUGCUUUUUGCUUGGACGGGAGCUUACCGGCGUAUCAUUUAGACAGAGGCUUUGGUGCUGGAUCAAACAAUUGGCUUUUGCAGUUUGAGGGAGGAGGAUGGUGCAAUGAUAUAGCAUCAUGUGUUGAUAGAGCAAAGACCCGUCGAGGCUCGACACGUUAUAUGAGCAAGACCGUCGUCUUCACCGGAGUCUUGAGCAAUAACGCCUCUCAAAAUCCAGAUUUUUACAACUGGAACAAAGUGAGGCUGAGGUAUUGCGACGGGGCUUCAUUUGCGGGAGAUUCACAAUUUGGCAACGGGACGUCAUUGCUUUAUUUCAGAGGACAACGAAUAUGGAAUGCCAUAAUUCUUGACCUUCUCCCAAAAGGUUUAGCAAAAGCCCACAAGGCUCUUCUAACCGGUUGUUCAGCUGGUGGUUUGUCUACAUUUUUGCAUUGUGACAAUUUCACGAGCUAUUUGCCCCAAAACGCAAGCGUUAAGUGCAUGAGCGACGCUGGAUUCUUUCUUGACGCAAUCGAUAUAGCAGCAAACCGGACAAUGAGAUCUUUUUACACACAGCUUGUGUCCCUACAGGGUAUACAAAAAAACCUCGAUCCAAGUUGCACUCACGCAUUUUUUCCCGAACCAUCUCUGUGUUUUUUCCCGCAAUACGUAUUGCGAUUUAUCAAAACGCCAUUUUUCAUCUUAAAUUCAGCCUACGAUGUAUUCCAGUUCCAUCAUGGAUUGGUUCCACCUUCUGCUGAUCGAACCGGUCGUUGGAACCGUUGUAAGCUUAAUGUGACAGCAUGUAAUCCACACCAGCUCGAUGCACUACAAGGGUUUAGGAAAGAUAUGUUGGGAGCUUUAAUGAAUUUCUUCAGAAAUUCUACAAGAGGAGGAAUGUUUAUAAAUUCAUGCUUUGAUCAUUGUCAAAGUGCUUUAGAGGAGACUUGGCUCUCUCCCACAUCACCAAGAAUCAACAAUAAGUCAAUUGCUGAGACGGUCGGAGAUUGGUAUUUUGGGAGAGGAAAAGAAACGAAAGAAAUUGGUUGUCCAUAUCCAUGUGAUAAAACGUGUCAUAAUCUCAUUCCAGCUUCUACUUCAGAUUUUUUGGCUUCUAAUGCUUCAGGUUCAGGCCAUAACUAUCGCGGUACACAAUUGACUUUUCUUUUUCUUCUCUUUAUUUAUUUUUUUGUAAUUAGUAAACUUAGCAUCGUUUUUUUUGAAGAUGAUUUUGUUAUGUAGCAUCACGCUAGAACAAAUAAACCAACUCUCAUUUUUCUGGUUAUGUUUCUAUAAUCAGGUACCUUGAGUCGAAGCCAAGUUGAUCUAAAUGAUCUUAUGUAAUGGUUAGUUAAGAUUAGCUAAAAUUGCAGUGGUAAAAAAAUGUCCAAAUGUGACAAAUAAUAAAAUAACUAUAACAAUUCACAUGAUGAUCAUAGUAUUACAAUGUU
Arabidopsis lyrata subsp. lyrata is the source of this 1893-nucleotide messenger RNA. Its product is annotated as pectin acetylesterase 9. Gene Ontology annotation, molecular function: hydrolase activity. The transcript has 13 exons. The record is from RefSeq and is a predicted model, not a curated record. The coding region runs from base 323 to 1684 and encodes 453 amino acids. Lineage: Eukaryota; Viridiplantae; Streptophyta; Magnoliopsida; Brassicales; Brassicaceae.